GCCAAAGCCCAGCGCCACCCCACAGGGUGUCUGCGGAGGAAAUGGCGGGAGACUCGGGUGCUCAUUGGGGUCCAAAGGCUGCCCCCGCGGCGGAGAGGCGGUGCUGUAGGUCGAGGUGCAGCUCCGCGGGGGAGGGGGCCUAGCCGCAGCUCCUGCCACACGCCCGCCUGGUGCCCGCAGCUCUGCGAGCCCCGCUCCUCCUCCGCCCUGCGGGUCCUGUCCGCGCGGCAGGGAUGAGCAGCAGGCACGGGCUCGGCGGCGCUAAGCCUGCAGGGCGGGUGAAAGCGCCAGAGGCAAAGCCGCCGCCGCCGCCCCCGUAGUGCCUGGUCCUGAGGGAGACAAAGGAGGAAGGCAGCAGCCAGGAGCGAGCCGCCUGGGGAGGAGGAGGAGGAGGAGUCCAUUGGCAGCUUUGACCUUCUCUUGGUUCUGGGAUUCCCGUGCCACAGGCUGAGACAUUGGACUCCAGCAAGAUGGUUACUGUGGUAACCAAGCUGGUGCAUUACUUGCAUCUAAGCCGCAGAUCUGGCCAGUAUACAAUGAACCAUGAGAACUCUAAGAAGUCCACAGAGAGGCCACAAUUUGACCGCUCAAGUUCCCAGGAUUCCGUGGAUGAGUUGUCUAUGGAUGACUAUUGGAAAGAACUUGAAAACAUCCAUGAAACCAGCGAAAAUAAUCAUAAAGAGCAAGAAGUGGUUGUGGUGAAAGAGCCUGAUGAGGGAGAAUUGGAAGAAGAGUGGUUAAAGGAAGCUGGGCUGUCAAACCUUUUUAGUGAGAGCACAGGAGAUUCCCUAGACAGCAUGGUGUUUCUGUCCACAUUGACGCGAACUCAGACAGCAGCAGUACAGAAGCGAGUGGAGACUGUCUCACAAACCCUGAGGAAAAAAAACAAGCCGUACCAUGUUCCUGACGUCAGAGAUAUCUUCAGGCAACAAAGUGAUUCAAAGGAAAAAGUCUCCGAUGAGAGUGAGCCCUCAUCUGUGACAGCAAGAGAGAAUAAAAAUGAAGCUCAAGAUGAAGUGAAAGAUGAUUCGGACUUCAGCCUCGGUAUCAGUGAAAAGACCAGCCUGCUUGAGGAUGUGCCAGUUUCUGAAACGGAUAUCAAUUUAGAGAUUUCAUUUGCAGAGCAGGCAGCCAAUCUCAAAGACAGCUCAAUAGGCAAAAUGUGCAAAGGCAAAGAGGACGAUACGCUACUUCCUAAUUUCAGAUUGCCAAAGGACAAAACGGGUACCACAAAGAUUGGUGAUCUGGCUCCUCAGGACAUGAAGAAAGUCUAUUCAUUAGCACUGAUUGAGCUAACCGCACUGUAUGACUUACUCGGGACAGAAUUCAAGCAACAGAAGGCCAUAAAAAUCAAAACGAAAGACUCUGGUCUUUUUGGUGUCCCACUGUCAGUUUUGCUGGAACAGGAUCAGAAGAAAGUACCAGGCACCAGGAUACCACUGAUCUUUCACAAACUGAUUUCUCAGAUAGAAGAGGCAAGAUUGGAUACAGAAGGACUUCUUCGAAUACCAGGAGUAGCAGCAAGAGUAAAGAGUCUUUGCCAAGAACUGGAAGCAAAGUUUUAUGAAGGGACUUUCAACUGGGAAAGUGUAAAGCAACAUGAUGCAGCAAGUCUUUUAAAACUCUUCAUCCGAGAACUGCCUCAGCCACUGCUCACUGUGGAAUAUCUCAAAGCUUUCCAGCAUGUGCAGAAUCUUCCAACUAAGAAGCAUCAACUGCAAGCAUUGAAUCUUCUGGUACUACUCCUACCUGAAGCAAACAGAGACACUUUGAAGAUACUGCUUGAAUUCCUCCAAAGGGUAAUUGAUCAUCGAGAUAAAAAUAAAAUGACACUAAAUAAUGUUGCAAUGGUGAUGGCCCCAAAUCUCUUCACGUUUCAUGGGUUAGGCUCAAAGACUAUUGAACAAAGCGAGUUUGUUAUGGCUGCUGGAACAGCAAACGUCAUGCGUUUUAUGAUUAAGUACCAAAAACUUCUUUGGACAAUUCCUAAAUUUAUUGUCAACCAAGUGAGAAAACAAAACACUGCAUGUCAGAAGAAGGAGAAAAAGGACAAAGCUAUGAAGAAACUGCUGAAAAAGAUGGCUUAUGACAAGGAAAAACAUGAAAAGCAAGACAAGAGCCCCAAUGAUGCUGAUGUUCCUCAGGGAGUGAUACGGGUGCACGCGCCUCAGCUUUCGAAAGUUUCCAUGGCAAUACAGCUGACGGAAGAACUAAAAGCCAGUGAUAUAGUAGCCAGGUUUCUCAGCCAGAAGAGUGGAGUUGUCCAAGCUCUCAAGAAAGAAGAGGUAUUUUUAUAUGAAAUUGGAGGAAAUAUUGCUGUGCACACUGGAUGCGAAGGAACUGUUAACAAGAUCAAGACUGGAGAACGCUGCCUUGAUGAUGAUACCUACAUGAAGGACCUGUACCAACUCAACCCAAAUGCUGAGUGGGUUAUAAAGUGCAAGCAUAGUUAAACUCAUAACAAAUUACAAAAGAAAAAUCUGUGGACUGGACUUCGUAAUACUGUGUAUUCUAAAAGGACAGGAUGUUGUUUUAUCAUUCAAAUGCAUUGUACUAUUAAAGGAAUAUUGUCAAGCUUAUUAAAUCACUUACAAGUGGUUUCCACUAAGUUGGCAACAUUUACCACUGUCACCAUGCAGCAAUAUCUGAGAUAUUAGCUUUCCCCGCUAUGCAUAUUUAGACUAAGCAGUGAUUGCAUGGUAACUGAAGUUAAAUGUUGACUUUUCAGUGACAACCAUUGUAUCUUGAUAAUGGUUCCAUCUGGCAGGUCUUAUGUUCACAUCUAUAAUCUUUUUGUGCGAGGGAGAUCUAUAUUGUCUUUAUUUAUUUAUGUGUUUUUCAUAGCGCCUAGCAUGGUGGGGAACCCAACCCUGACCGGGGCUUCUGAGUGCUACAGUAAUAUAGAUAUUAAAUAAAAAGAAUGAUUCCAGAGACAUAAACUUUCCUCAGUCACUGUGAGAUUCAAAGUAGAAAAACUGUAAUGUAAUAUAUCCUGUCUCCGUCUCAAUAAGUGUGCCCCAAUUUUUUCCUUCCGGGGUACAUUUUGAUGAAAAUUGGGAGCUAGUGACUUUUUUUGUGAAAACUUCUAUUUCUGUCCAGCAUUCCUGCUAGACAAACUAAGUUGCACACUCUUUUAUAUUAUUGAUCUAGUGGUUUGCUUGUAUUCUUGAUGGUAAAGAAUUUUUAAAUGGGACCACAUGUCAAGGUGAGUCCAUUUGAAAGCCUACAAUCCUAAGUAGUGUCCUUUGUAAUGUUGGAAUAUUAGCAUCCAGUGUGAAGGCACUGAGCUGUUUUAGUGGUGCCAUACAGGGACAUUGUGAACACUGCUUUGGAUUUUCUUAGACCAUCUGACAGAUUUCAAAACAUUUUGCGAACUGCCAAAAACUGCCAAAUUACUUACAAAUUGCAGAACAGAAACAUUCAGGAUAAAUAAAACAACUGUGGCAAGUAACUGGUCUGAAAUUCACAUUUAGCAAACUACCAAACCCCUCCUCCCCCCUUAGAGCAUGUCUUCACUACAGAGUUAACCCAGGCUCUUAUUUGGUGUUGCCGCUAAACUGGCUCCUGACCACAUACAAAACCCUCUUACCCAACUAUAGUGGUGCUUUAUACCUGGGCUAGCUGGCCUAUCCUGGGGUAUAAGCUAAAGCCCAAGUUCUGCUUUCACUUGGGCUGGUAACCUGCCCACUUGGUAAUGAGGAUGAAGGCUAAACCACUUGAGAGCUGAUAGUCCUUCAGUGCUGUCCCACAAUUUUCCCCAUGUCCCCAGAAGGACAAACAAGUCCCAAAAGUCACCGGGUGAAGAAACAUGGGAUAUGCCCUUUAGCGUCACACACACGUGAGUGCAGCCCCAGUGGAGACCCAGUAACUUGAGUGUGGCUUUGCAGUGUGGCUACUCACCUGAGCUAGAUCAAUGCUGGUGCCACUCAGUUGAUCUAACUCUGAAGCGAAAACACACCCUCUGCACCAAAUUUUCCCUUUGGACACACAUUGAUUUCAUUGAGUUCAAAGGGAGUCUUGUGUACAUAUCCAGGGGAAGAAUCAGGCCUUUUGGACCUGAUCAAACCCAAUGACGUCAAAGGGAAUCUUUUCAACGAGCUUUGGAUCAGGCUCUCACACUGUAUUAUUCACAAGUGAACUUAAAAUUACACGGUUGGAACUGUUGCAUCUGCAACAUAGAUAUGCAAUAGAGUAUAACUGUAAAGGUUAUAGAAUGUGUUCUUUAUAGAAAGAGUUUUGUGCACAUCUGCUGGUUAGUUAUUCCAUUUAGGUGAGACACACAACAUAUGAACAAUUUAUGUUUGUGUGCUUUUGGUAUUCUUUUGUUUUUAUUUUUAAUCAAAACAGCAGAGAAUAUUGCAAUGGGGCAGGAAGAAUUGUUCCCAGGGAUUCUAUAACACAAGUCAUCUUGUGGAUAGAACAAAGACUAUACUGUAAAUACAAGGAAGGGAGUAAGAAACAAAAAAAUGCUUGAGCAAAUAUUUAUGAGUCUAGAAUGUAAUAAAUAUAAGGCAAUUUAGAUGUGUAAUACAGCAAACUGUGUGUUCAUAAUACUUUAGCUAUAGUUCUUUAAAAAACAGCUUACAUGUUACUGGAACUCUAGAUGUUAUUUUAAUCAGGAACAAAGUACUGAUGAGAAGAAUAGCUGUAAAAUUUCACCCUGGUGGCUACGAUAAUUUAAAUAACUUUGUUGCAGGUUUAGUGCCAUUACCUUUUUUUUUAAUUUAAAAAUAAUUUUUAUAAUCAAUUUUUUUUUCUUAAUUCUCUUAUUUUAAUUAUUAUGCUAUAGAAAUGUACACAAAAGCAAUGCUGACUAGUUGUUGAAUAAACUUUUUGUUUUGAAUGCCUCACUUCAUAAUCCGUACGGGUAGUUUAUAGCUUUGUGUAUAAAAGAGAUGUUUCAGAUGAAAA
Messenger RNA from Caretta caretta (loggerhead turtle), 4911 nucleotides. It is a transcript of the gene ARHGAP18, whose product is annotated as Rho GTPase activating protein 18. NCBI's taxonomy places the organism in Eukaryota, Metazoa, Chordata, Testudines, Cheloniidae. Gene Ontology annotation, cellular component: cytoplasm. Gene Ontology annotation, biological process: signal transduction; regulation of small GTPase mediated signal transduction; regulation of actin filament polymerization. Gene Ontology annotation, molecular function: GTPase activator activity. The record is from RefSeq and is a predicted model, not a curated record.